Dendronephthya gigantea is the source of this 7494-nucleotide messenger RNA. Its product is annotated as unconventional myosin-XVIIIa-like. Bases 82 to 6345 code for a protein of 2087 amino acids. Lineage: Eukaryota; Metazoa; Cnidaria; Anthozoa; Malacalcyonacea; Nephtheidae. The record is from RefSeq and is a predicted model, not a curated record. Gene Ontology annotation, cellular component: myosin complex. Gene Ontology annotation, molecular function: ATP binding; protein binding; cytoskeletal motor activity. The transcript is spliced from 36 exons.
AUAAACAAUUUAAAGUGACAUGAGAGCAGACACUUGUAAUUUUAUGGCCGAGUUCUAGGUCUUUAACCACAUCAUUUGAACAUGUUUAACUUCAAGAAGAAAAGCGAGAAGGGAGAAAAGGAUAAGGAUGCUAAGGAAAGUAAAAAGGAAGAGAAACGAAAACGGGAGAAGGAUCGAAAGGCUCGUGCAGAGAGGACGUUGUCGGGUCGAGAUAUGGCUGGAUUUAUAGCGAGUACCAGGAGCAACGAGACGAGCUCACAACCAGUUGUUAAACGGGAGAAACAUGGCCUGUUUCAUAGUUUAAAGAAAAACGACAGAAAGAGCCUGGAUUUUGCAGAGACAUUCGAAAAUAGCUACCCAAACGGGCAAACAACCUCGUCUGAAUCUGAUCAACAUGGUGGGCAGUCUAUACAUUCGCGUAUCAGUGCGUUUGAGAAUUUUAACUCUCCGGCGACUGGAGUCGGUGCAAACGUUAAAAAACCAACCGGAAAUCUUUACAAUGGUUCUGACUUUCAAGAAUCAAGCACAAGUGGCAAGAAAAAGGAUUCCUUGUCGCAAGGAGGCGAGUUUAAAAAAGUACAAGCAAGAACAUACGAGUUGAACCCACAACGAUCGUCUGUCGAUAAUGGACAAGAAAAGGCCGCAUACGAACGGCAAUCAUCGGCUGAAAUGAACCGAAAACAGCCUCAAACCACAGCAAAACCCGUAGUGGAACCUAUGAAUAUCAAACCGACUCAAUCGCAAACAGUUAUGUCAGAAAAUAUUGACAGUUAUAAUGACACAACGGCAAAACGGCCGUCGAGCAAACCGCCAGUCGCUGCAAAAAAUCGAUAUGCAGCUUCACCAUCGUCUCCGUCAUAUAACUCAUCUUUAGUGCUAACUCCCGGGCGAAAAACCAGUAAAAAACAAAAGCAAGUAGACCUCAUCCCUCCUAGUGAAAAGGUUUUAGACAACGCCGGAGUUCCUUUGGUUUUACCAGCCGUAAAGCCAGCCGGCGAAGGCUUGCCCAGGCUUAUAAACUUACGUCGUCAGUCAAAUGGUGGUUUUGGAUUCGCGUUAAGGCGAUCGACAACAGCCAACAACAAAGAAAUAUAUCUCGCAGAGCCUGUAGCGGAAGCCUAUUCGACCUGCCUUCUGCCUGGCGAUAAAUUGCUUGAAGUGAACGGGCAUAAUGUGGAGAAUCUUAGCCGGGAGAAGAUCGUCGAGUUGGUGGCAUCUUCGGGAAGCGAAGUACAACUGAAAGUUGUCCCUGUGCCAGAGCUUGCUGAACUAACCGUUCGAAGCGGUUUGGAUGGAGGGAGAGUUCACGUCGAUGAGAACUUUAUACGUUCAGGUUCUCUGGCGAGAAGUGGCAGUAAAAGAAUCAAGAAAAAGACCAAAACAGAAGCUGAAGUUGCUUCAGAGAAGGAAUGGCUCGAGGCGGAAAAAGUCUGGGUCGUUCACAAAGGAGGUUUCUCGGGAGGUCGGAUGCUCAAGUCAUCUCCUGCUGCAGCUAACACAGAGUCUGACCCGACAAGAAAAGUAAAACUUGAUCACGGUGGAGACAUCAUGAAUGUUGAUGAAGAUUGUGUUGAAAAGGCAAAUCCACCCCAGUAUGACAGAGCAGAAGACCUUGCAGCCUUGCGACAUCUCAAUGAGCCAAGCUGCCUGCACACCUUGAGACAACGCUAUGGUAGCAGUUUGAUCCACACCUAUGCCGGUCAAGUUCUCAUCAUUAUCAAUCCAUUGAAGCAAAUGGCAAUAUAUGACGACAAGGUGAUUCAAAUGUUCCGUGGUUGUAAGCAAGAAGAUAUGCCACCUCAUAUCUACGCCUCGGCUCAGACGACCUACAGAAAUAUGCUGGCCACCAACGCAGACCAAUCGUUGGUGCUCAUGGGACCCAGUGGUUCUGGCAAGUCCAUCAACUGCGCGCAUCUUCUGCACUACUUUUGUUCCACGUCCGUAUCACCACAAUCGUCUUUGACUGAUGCAAAAAUGGGAGCAAUGUUAUCUCUCCUCGGUGCCUUUGGUAACUGCUCAACCAGACUUAACCAGAACGCCAGUCGUUUCACUAUGUUAUUCACCCUCGACUACGAUUCCUCCGGGAUGCUGAGCAGCGGCUCGUUGCAGACAUUUUUAUUGCAAAAGAUAAGGGUCGUUCAAACUCCCGAAUUCGAGAGUAACUUCAAAAUUUUUCAAUAUUUCCUGGCUGGCUGCAACAAGAAACUCCGACAAGAGUUUCACUUGGACGUCGCUCUACAGGACCCAAAUGCUUUCGUGAAGUGCGAGUCAGACCAAGCAAGCCAUCAGCGGGAUCUUGAACGUUGGAACGAGUUACAGCGCUGUUUGGAGGUCCUGGGGGUUAGUGUUAGCGAAAUGAAAUGUCUCUGGUCCGUUAUUGCUGCGAUCUAUCACCUAGGAACGGCGGGCGUGUCGAUGGGUAAUGAUAACAAGCCCAGGUUCACGAACCCCGCUGGUACUCAACGUGCGGCCUCAGUCCUUGGGAUCAGCGUUGAAGAGAUCUCCGAACUCAUAUUCGCCCCACCCAUCGUAAGUCAAAUUGUGAUCCGUUCUCCACGACGUAAGACCGCCGGUCGCCUAUCAUCGCAGUCCUCUGAGCCCGCGUCGCCAGCGGUGGAACAGCCAGUAGACAAUCAAAGAUUGACCCAGUGCAAGGACGCGCUCGAAGGAUUGGCCAUGGGCUUAUAUCAAGAGGCUUUUGGGAUAAUGGUUUACCUUAUAAACAGGUCGAUCCAAGAGGGAGACCCAAGAAGAAUAGCUUCCAUCAAUAUCUUAGACUCGGCUGGUUUCUCUGAUCCGGUGGGCGCUGACAGCGGACCUGGUGCUCUCUUUGAAGACUUCUGUCACAACUAUCAGUCAGAACGUUUGCAGAAGUUUUUCCACGGCAUGAUGUUCACGCAGCAGCUGGAUCGUUAUAACCAAGAAAAUGUUGACUGUACUUUUGACAGUGUCUCAGGAUCACCAGAGAAGGUCGUGACGGUCAUUGAUAAAGCGGGACAGGGAGGAGGUCUGAGUAUGGAUCACAGAGGCGAGAAAAAAGGUCUUCUUUGGCUUCUCGAUGAAGAAUCCAUCUUCCCUGGAUCUACAGUACAGACCUUCCUCAAACGUCUGUGCGAUCGACAAGGUGCGAAUACAUUCAGACCGGGUCCAAACGAGUCCAGCUUUUUCCUCCAGCAUUUCCAAGCCCGGCAACCCACGCUGUACAACGCCCAAGGGUGGCUCAAAUUGGCGCGAGAACAUCCCGCUGUCAAGCAAGCCCACACGUUGCUGGCUCAGUCUUCAAAAGAUGAUCUUGUUACGCUGUCGCUAAAACAUUCCGAUGGCCUGAGCAGAACUCGAAGUUUUUAUCGCAAACAAUCCAUCACAACCAUGUCGGUGAAGAAAGAUUCGCAGUGUUUGCAACUUAUCUAUCAAGUUGACAAUGUGCUGGAUUGCAUUCGCAAGACUCACAUAUCGUUCAUACGCUGCAUGCUUCCGGUGGCUGGCGCCGGGAAAUAUGACCUCAACGACCCGGCACUCGCGGGAAAAAUCCCCAACGCAGCAGGGAAGAUGGACGUACCAUUACUGAGAGAUCAGCUGAAGAGGGCUCAGGUCCUGGACUCCGUCAGACUUCACAGACAAGGUUAUCCGGAGCACAUGACAUUUGGCGAGUUCCAACACAGAUUUAGCAUCUUGGCUCCUCCUGAAAGUCGACAAACUCAACCUGUUCUUGAUGAAAAGAAGGCUGCAGAGACCUUAAUAGGUGUUCUGGAUGUGGAUGAGAGUAGUUACAAGAUUGGUUUGUCCCAGAUAUUCCUGCGCGCUGGGACUCUGGCGCAGUUGGAAGACUCCCGAGAUGAGACAAUCACAGAUAACUUGAUCGAACUGCAAGCAUUCUGUCGUGGUUAUCUCGCUAGAAAGAAACUGGCCAAACUUAAAGUUCAACAAACGGCGAUCAGAUGCAUUCAAAGCAACGUACGACAGUUCCUGCAGGUCCGCGAGUGGGAAUGGUGGCGACUUUAUACCAAGAUCGUGCCACUGUUAGAUAUCCAUCGCACAGAAGAAGAACUCAAAGCUAAAACGGAUGAACUUGGUACCCUGAAAGCGACGAUUUCCAGACUUGAAAGCGAAAAAGCGUCUUUGCAAGAGGACAAUCAACGCUUGCAGCAAAACGUGACAGAGUUGUCAGGAAUACUGGAAGAUGAGCGCGAGUCUGGUCACGGCAAGGCGGCGAUAUUACAGGAAGAACAAGUGUUGAGGAUUAGUGCUGAAAAGGAAAUUGAAUCCUUGAAGGGUCAACUCGAGGAGGCGAAGAAGGCAUUGCAGGUGCAGCCUGAGAUAAUACGACCUGAAACAAUGACCACAACUGAAGCUGUCAUGGACGAGGCUGAGCCCACCGAGAUUAGAACAGGGAGUCCUGACAGGAGGGUGAAUGACUUGGAUGAAGAAUUGUGUAAAAUGAGUUCAGAGAAAAGACAAGUUGAAAGAAUGCUAUCGGACAAGGAUGCCCACAACGAAGAGUUGGUUCGCGAAGUCAGCAAUUUAAAACGUAAAAUAGCCCGCACCUCCGGAGAAAUGGAAGACAUGAAAUUAUUGCUGGAGAAAUCACAGUCGAGAAACGCCGAACUUGAAAAGAAACAGCGAAGAUUCGAUGCGGACUUGUCGCGAGUACAAGAAGAGACGAGACAGGAACGAUCGCUCAAAGAGAAAGCAGUUCGCGAGAGAGAUUUAAGCGUUUCUGAGAGACUUCAUCUUGAACAAGAACUAGAGCGCUACCGACAAAAGAUGGCUGAAAUAAGAAGCGAAAAGGAACGUUUAGAAAACGAUUUGAGUGAUUUGGGAAAGAACAAAGGUGACGCUAAGGCGGUGGAAAUGGCGAGCAGCAAGAGGCAACUGGAGAAGAAAAUCGAGGAACUUGAUGAAGAAGUCGAUGAACAGGCAGAACAGAUACAGCUGUUGGAACACGCGAAACUAAAACUCGAGAUGGAAAUUGAACAAAUGAAGAAACGUGUUCAGAAAGAGUCGGACAGAAAGGACGAAGAUAUGGAAGACAUGAAAUCAAAUUAUACUCGAAAGAUCAAACAACUCGAGGCUCAGCUCGAAGACGAACACCACGAAGUGUCGCAGGCGGUGAAAGCCAGAAACGAAUCUGAGCGCAAGAUGAUGGAACUUCGCCAGCAACUGGAGCAUUUGAACGAUCACAACAGCUCGGGAAAGCGGUACAAGCAAGACCUGAAGAGCACCAAAGCCUUGCUCCGUGAUGCUCAGCAAGCUAUUGAUCAACUGACACAACAGAGUAAGAAGGAUCGGCUGCAGAUCAAACAGUUGAAAAAUCUACUCGAAGAUCAAACUCAAGCGAGUCAGGCGGCUUUGAAAGCGAAGAAACAACAAGAGCUGGACUUGCAAGAAAUCCAAACGCAAUACGACACUGCUGUUCGCAGUAAAACUGAGAUCGAGGAAAAGUUCUCGGGUCUUGCUCGCGAAAACAAUGAACUGAAAAGUCAAAUCGAGGAGGAUGAAGAGGAGAUGAAGAAUCUUCUGCAGAAAAAUAAAAUUCUGGUCGCUCAAAAUGCAGCCGUGCAAACCAAGAACGCGGAGUUAAACGAAGCGAAGCACGAGCUUCAGAGUGAAGUUAAGAAUCUGCAGUCCGAGGUCUCGCAAUUCAAACAUCGUUUGUCGUACUUUGAAGAGACAUCCGUCGAGAAGAAUAUUCACGAUAAGAUUGGAAAUAAGGUGAGAGAUUUGGAGCAAAAACUAGAGUCUGCCAUCGCUAAUUCACAUCGCUUAGAAGUAACUAACGAGAGGCUUCGGGAACAACUCGAGAAGACCGAGGAAGAGAGAAUUCUUUUUAUUGAAAAAGAAUCGAGAUUCCAUCAAGAGAAAAACAAACUCGAGAAGAAAUUGGUAGAUAUCAAGGAAGAAAAACUAACCCUUGAAAAACAGGAAAAUGAACAAAAGAAGCGAAGAGCUGAAAAGGAAAGUGAAUUGGAAGAGAUAGAGGUCGUUUUAGCAGCGACAAAGAGUGAACUAAAUAUGACCAAGAAACGUCUUGCGGACCUGCAACAAGCCAUGGAAGACAAUUUGCAUGACGACAGCGACAUGACGUCGGAAUCCGACGACGACGAUGAUGACGUCACGCACAGCUCGAUGUCGUCAUACCGAGCGUUGAGCGGGUCACGUGUCUCGUCCGAGCCUCGUUCCUACAAGUCUUACGAAGAUUUAAACGAUGCACACGAUAUAACAGACAGACUAACGCGUAGAUUGAACGUUCUUGAUGAUCUCGGCUCACCGACAUCGUCCCAAAGCGGCGUCGGGCAACCGUCGAUGUCCGACGAAGGCUCGACCGCGUCCGACCUUCACGUCUAAUGAUAGUUAUUUAAUGUUCAACCAUUCCGCGCCAAACCUCAGUUCGUUCAGUGUAAGCAACGAAGAUGAAAUCAUGCGAAAAUUUUAAUAGGUUUUGAAACUGUUUACAUAUUGCAGUUUAAUGCUGAAAACUAGGUCUUCGUUGUUUUACACAAUGUGGAUUUGUUCUCACGAAAAACAACUGAAGUUCUGCUAUGUGAUUGGUUAAAAAAAUCCUGUAUCUCGGCAGCCAAUCACAUUACCGAUUUACACAUUUUCGCGCGAACAAAUUCUCCUCGUAAAACACGAGCUCUUUAAACACUCAUGGCUUCUUAUUAUUUCUCAGGAGUUAGAACUAGCAUUGACUCUUGUUUCGUUGAAACAAGGUAUAAUACCCACUAAGAUAUACCAAGACUAAGAUCAUACUUUUAACUUUAGGUGUAGGGUAACCCCCUCUAAUAAUCUCUUGCACGCACUUCAUGCGACAAUCUCUUACCUCUCCCCUCCCCCACAACUCUCGAGACAUUUCUGUGGGCAACGACGGGACAGAUUGGUGAACGUGCCUCAAUUAAACUUCGAAAUCCCGCCGAAGAUAAAUUCUAUGUUUAGGAUAAAUGUAUUUUUAAAUGCCACGUUUCCACCAACUUACAAUUGCCCGUAGGAUUACCGUAAGCAAUCCUUUUAAAUUAUUACCGUUGUCAACACAUAACGAAGAAUAUCGUAUUUUAGAAAGCAAUAACUAAUAGGUUAUUACAAUUCAGAGAAAUAGUUUUUGUAAAAAAAAUUGUGGGUAAUUUAUUAAUCAACCUGAUACCGGUGCGUGUUCUAGCAGUACGUGUUCUAGCAGUACGUGUUCUAGCAGUACGUGUUCUAGCAGUACGUGUUCUAGCAGUACGUGUUCGAAUGCUAUCCCCAAAAUGCGGUCUCAAAAGCUUCUCAUCUCGAAAUCCAAAAUUAAUUAAAAAGAUAUUUGGUUUGGGCAACUGAAGUCAGAAAAUAGCAAAAAACUCAUUUAACAGCUCGAUGUAAAGUGCUUGUCUUCACUGUGUCUUUACUCACCAUGAAGUCACGUUUUCAGCAAGCGAUAAAGAAAAUGUCGGGAUUAGAAAUGAAAAGCACUUUUAUUUAUACACAUAAUGCUCUUAGACUUAAAGGUAAUAAAUAGAUUUG